This is a messenger RNA of Peromyscus maniculatus bairdii (prairie deer mouse), 2204 nucleotides long. It is a transcript of the gene Zdhhc24, whose product is annotated as zDHHC palmitoyltransferase 24. Gene Ontology annotation, biological process: protein targeting to membrane; peptidyl-L-cysteine S-palmitoylation. The record is from RefSeq and is a predicted model, not a curated record. Lineage: Eukaryota; Metazoa; Chordata; Mammalia; Rodentia; Cricetidae. Gene Ontology annotation, molecular function: protein-cysteine S-palmitoyltransferase activity. Gene Ontology annotation, cellular component: endoplasmic reticulum; Golgi apparatus.
GCUAUGCCCUCCCCAAUACGGAAGCGGUGGGAUCCCAGGGGUCCGACAGCGGGUGGGUCGGAACCAUGGGGGAGCCCUGGGCGGCUCGGGGUGCAGAAGGAGCGCCCGCGCGGUUGCCACUGGUGCUCACCGCGCUGUGGGCUGCAGCCGUGGUAUUGGAGCUGGCUUACGUGAUGGUGCUGGGACCCGGGCCGCCCCCGCUGGGACCCCUGGCCCGGGCUUUGCAACUGGCGCUGGCUGCUUAUCAGCUUCUUAACCUGUUGGGCAACGUGGGACUCUUCCUGCGCUCCGAUCCCAGCAUUCGGGGCGUGAUGCUGGCUGGCCGCGGCCUGGGCCAGGGUUGGGCUUACUGUUACCAGUGCCAAAGCCAGGUGCCGCCGCGCAGUGGGCACUGCUCUGCCUGCCGCGUGUGCAUCCUGCGUCGUGACCACCACUGCCGCCUCCUGGGCCGCUGUGUGGGCUUCCACAACUACCGGCCCUUCCUGUGCCUGCUGCUUCACGCGGCUGGGGUCCUGCUCCACGUCUCGGCGCUGCUAAGCCCUGCUCUGUCAGCCCUGCUGCGGGCCCACUCGGCCCUCUACACGGUGGCUCUGCUCCUGUUGCCCUGGCUCAUGCUACUCACAGGCAAAGUGUCUCUGGCCCAGUUCGCCUUAGCUUUCGUGGUGGACACAUGUGUGGCAGGUGCACUUCUGUGUGGUGCUGGACUGCUUUUCCAUGGGAUGCUCCUGCUGCGGGGCCAGACCACCUGGGAGUGGGCCCGGGGUCAGCACGCCUAUGACCUGGGCACCUGUCACAACCUGCAGGCAGCCCUGGGUCCGCGCUGGGCCCUAGUCUGGUUCUGGCCUUUCCUGGCUUCCCCUUUGCCUGGAGAUGGGAUCACUUUCCAGACACCAGCUGAUAUGGGUCUCGUGGCUUCCUGAGUCCAGGGAGAGCCAGAACUGAAUAGGGAGAAAGGGAGCAGAGGAGAACGCUGGGAACUUGCUUUCAACUUCAUGCCAGCCACGGGAGGAAGGCCAGGUUGGCCUUUCAUGCCUCUAGUGGGCAGCUCUAGCUCCCUCCUUGGACCUGCCCAGUGUGGGCUCUUCCACAUGGAGAGUUCAGACACUGCAACUCUGCCCCUUUUGGUGGUGGUGGUGGGGUUUGGCAAGGGGUCUACUUGGCUUGCCUGUCUGCCCCUCUACCGUGCCCACCUGCUUCUUGGCCUCCCCCAUCUUUGCUGGGUUCCUGUCCCUCACGUUGUCUUGCUUGUUGUUUUCCAGUUCCCAUGGUUGUCAGGCCUGGAGACUACUGAAGGCAUGAGAUCCUAACGGGCCUUGGAAGGGUGUGGUGGGAUCUAGGCAGGGAGAAGCCAAGUGUGCCCUAGAGGAUAGCACUCCGUAGACACAUCUCUGCAGCAGGGGUUUUAGGGAAGCUCUUGUAGCUCACCUGUGUGUGGGGCCAGGGUUGGGAUCUUUGUUCUGUAAGAAACAUAAAGCCCUGCUAGACCGUGUGACAAGACUGUGGGGUAGAAAUGUAGACCUUGCUCAAGGGAAUCCACCUGCUUCUGCUUUUACCUUUUUUUUUUUUUUUUUUUUAAUUUCAAGACAGGGUUUCUCUUUGUAGCCUUGGCUGUCCUAGAACUCACUUUGUAGACUAAGCUGGCUUCAAACUCAGAGAUGAUCCUGCCUCUGCCUCUGCCUCCCAAGUGCUGGGAUUAAAGGCAUGCGUCACCACAACUGACUUGCUCCUGCUUUCUUUCUUUCUUUCUUUUUUUUUAAAGAUCUUUUAUUUAUUUAUUUUAUGGAUGAGUGCUCUAAUUGCCUGUAUGCAUUUAUGCCAGAAGAGGGCAUCAGAUCCCCCUAGAGAUGGUUGUGAGCCACCAUGUGGUUGCUGGGAAUUGAACUCAGGACCUCUGAAAGAGCAACCUGUGCUCUUAACCGUUGAGCCAUCUCUCCAGCCCCUUGCUCCUGCUUUCUGAGUGCUACAAUUAAAACAUUCACCACCAUGCCCGGCCCAAGAGGUUAGAGUUAAACCCAGGUCUUUUAAUCUGCUUUACUUUUCACGGCUGAAGUGAGUAGGUAAAACCAACCAGCUUCCAGGUGUUCCAGAGCCUGUGAAAGAUGGUUUUAAUAUUUAUUUUUGUGUAUGUCUGUCUGGGCACAUGAGUGUGCUUUAACGCAUGCACGGUCAUGUAUAUGGGGGUGCCCAUGGAGACCAUAAGAGGG